AAUGCAGCAGAUUCAGAAUUCACAGUACCCUACCUGCCAGAAAAAUAGAGCACUCAAGAGCAGCACCAGGCAACUGCACUUGCAUAACAGCCACACGGUCGUGGCCGGAGGAAUGGGGGGGGUAGCCAGCUAGUUAGAUUUCUGAGAAUAAGGAAACGCUCACUACAAUCAAUUAAGAUGGUGUCGUGGAUUAUCUCCAGGAUGGUAGUCCUGGCCUUCGGGACCCUCUACCCGGCAUACUCCUCAUACAAGGCCGUCAAGACUAAGAAUGUGAAGGAAUAUGUGAAAUGGAUGAUGUACUGGAUAGUGUUUGCGUUAUUCACCACGGCGGAGACCCUCACAGACCUGUUCAUGUCCUGGUUUCCUUUCUACUUUGAGUUGAAGAUAGCCUUUGUGAUCUGGCUCCUGUCUCCGUACACUAAGGGCUCCAGCGUGCUCUACCGCAAGUUUGUCCACCCCACCUUGUCCAACAAGGAGAAGGAAAUAGACGAAUACAUAACCCAGGCCAAAGACCGUAGUUAUGAGACUAUGAUGAGAUUUGGGAAGAGAGGGCUGAACUUGGCUGCUACCGCUGCAGUCACUGCAGCUAGCAAGGGCCAGGGCGUGCUGUCGGAGAAGCUGCGUAGUUUCAGCAUGCAGGACCUGACUCUGAUCAACGAUGGGGAGGAGCUGGGCCUGCGUUCCUCUGAGCCCCGCAUGAGGAGAGACGCCAUGGACGACAUGGCUACUGGAAGCAGCACGCUAUCUAACACCCUGCCCCGCGCCAAAGCCACACGCCAGACUCGUUCCUCCAUGGUCCCUCAUCUUGACGAAUCAUCGCAGCACAGCUCGGACCAAUCAGACACCAGGAGCAUCACCACGGAGCAUUCCGACGAGGACGUCGUGGAGAAGGCCCCCGUGAAACGCACGGCUAGCGUCAAGGCAACCAAAAAACCUGCCGCUGCCAAGACAGAGACUACGACUAAGACGGUGAAAAAGACACCAAAGAAGAAGACUACCACUACAGCUAUAGCCAGCAACAACGGCGACUCCCAAUGAUACCUGUAUCUGCUGUCCCUAUCUACACCAUACUUUACACCACUACACACACACACACUCAGACAGCCAAGGACCUCUGGACAGUCACUAUAUAUAUAUAUGGCCAGCUUCAUGUCAACUCACCGGUUUAGUUCUAAUAUAUGGCCAGCUUCAUGUCAACAGCACUGUUCUUUUUAUUUAGACCGCUGCUUACAUUUGAGGUUGUAUAGUCAUUGCCAUCAGUGUAAGUGCAUGUUUUGUUUGAGAUAAUGGCAGUGAUAGCCUGUUAUCUGAAAUGAAAAUGUGUUGCUUCCUUCCUCCUGUACUGUUUAUAGCCUUCUCUGUGAGUCCAUCCAAGGCCUCACACUGGAUUGACUUGAUUUAAUCCUCUCGGCCCCCUUGGGAGCAUAGGGUGUCCACCAUGGCUCUUCACCUCACUCACUGUGCAAGGGCUUUUGCGUCUUGCCAGGAGAUUCCUGCUGGAUUAUUGGAGAUGCAUUAUUUCUCAGGAUCAGCUUACCCUGCCUGAGUCCUUAUGUUCUCCAUAGUGAAGGGAAAUGCUAAACUGGCCUUAGAUCAGUGUGUUAAGGGCAGCAUUCCAAUCAGUAUGUUAUCUACUCUCUAUUGGAGGGUAGCUUGAGGCUUCCAUUCAUGGGAAGGUACUCUAGUGGACUUGGCAUGUCUGAAGGAGAGAGCAGGGAAGAGCGGAGAGAGGGGGAUGGGUGCAAAAUGAGAGUUGUGGGCCGGACAGACUAGCUCUGCUCAACAUGUCCCUACUACAUAGACCACAGUCUCACCACUGGCUGUAGAAAUCUAUAGGGCCAGGUCCCUGUCCCCAUUGGGAAGUCUGUCUGUACAUGGCUGUGGUUGUGUCAUCUUUGGAACGCAGAGGACAUUCUGGGAGCACUUAGGUCUCUAACUGUGUUAAGCCCAUGCCAUGGUUUCUCAUAUCAUUCACUCUGUUGUGGAGCAGUAGGACCUAUCGAGACUAAACACUUGGUCACGCACCGAAAGAGCGAUGAACAGAUCGGUUUGUUCCCCCUCUCUGUUCCUCUCCCUCUGGACAACUCUCCUCACUCUGUUCAGAACAGUCCUGCAGAAAGACCCACAGAUUCAGGCGUCAUUACCUUUUUCUGUUUGUAUGUUUUGUGUGCGUGUGACACAGUAUGUGUGUGUGUGUGUGUAUUUUUGGAACAUGACCACACUUCUGUUUUCCCUCUCCUCUGUUGACCGAACUGCAUAGAGCCAGAAUGACAGCGUUCUAUGACCACUUAGAAUCACUUGCAUUUUAUUUGAUCAUUUUAAAACUCAAUACAACCACACGUGGAUAAUGCAUUUAAAAUCCUUUAGGAUGACACAGUUAAUGGUCCUAUUAAAUUACUCAAUGUAUCAACAAUACAUAGUAGGCCUAUGCUACACAGUAGACCUAGCCUACUAGGCAUGUUUGGGUUAAAGAUAAUGAAUACAUUUUUUAACUUGUAUAGCGCUUUUCAAAGAAUCUCAAAGCGCAUAAAAAGUAAAACAUUCAGAUGAUGGAGAUUGAAAGUCUGUCGGUUUGGGAUUAAGUUGAGGCAAUUUGUGCUGGAAAGGCAUUGUAGGUUCAGAGGAGAGGGCACUGACGGGACAGCCAAGUAGAAACAAAGACAGUCUGGAAAAACAGCCCUUUUCUGAAUGGUCAGUCACCCACCUGGGUAAUGCCACGGCUGCUGAAAAGCCACCACAUCUUGGCAGUGGUUAGGAGCAUUCCCUUAACAGUCCCUGACCUUCCUCUGCUACCUCUGGCCACAGUAUGCAGUCCUUGGUGUAAUACUUCCAAACAGAUUAAACAAAAAAACAGAUUAUUUGAAUCCAGACAAACGGAUAGCUAUCAAGCCAAAAUAUAGAAUUUUAAUCACAAUCCUGCAACUCUGAGAGUCAAGACCACAUAAAUAAUGUACAAUAUUUACAGAGCUCUCUGCCUAGGCUGUUACGAUGCCAUGGCAACCACGGAACCAAUAAGCAUAGUAUUAUAACCAUCAAUAACCAUUAUAACCAUCAAGGUCUUACACUGCAGCGCUUAGCCUAGCUAUACUGUGCUCUUCUGUGUCUGACAACCAAACAUUUUAAUUGAAUUGUGUUAGGCUUGUGUUUAGGAUUAUUUUAGUUUACUCUAAAUUGGCAGACACAGGACGUGUUGACAUUAGAGCUAGCGGUGUCAGGGUGGUGUAGUACUCCAUUAGGAAGACCUUCAGGCUCUUACCUGGGUGAGAUCACCACAGUCUGACUAGUCAAAUAUCUGAGGGAUCAACUACUAUAGUCAUAUAUUCUGUCACUAAGCAUUGACAACUAUUGUAUAAUAUAUGACUUAUGUCACACACUACAGCGUUUUGACAUAUUCCCGAUUUUAGGUUAGCUAUCCAUGACUAUCUCUACUUCCGGGCCUGUAUCUACAAAGCGUCUCAAGCGUAGGAGUGCUGAUCUAGGAUCAGGACCCUACCUGUCCGCAUAAUCUUAUCAAUUAAUCAAAUCUGAAAGAUCAGCACUCCUACACAGACGAUUUUAAGGACACUGGGCCCAGAUGUCUGUUAAUCUAGUGUCUCGAUAAUAUCCUUGUUUCUCUGAACCAUUAGGAGUGCAGUUAAACUAGCAUGUCUGACGUUAGCCAUCUCAAACAUGGUGGAAACUGGCUUACCCUGUUAGGAUACUGUGGAUACGUUUACAUCUAUCUAUCUUCCAAUAGUGUCUAAAGGUGUUAAAACAUGUGCCCUGCUAGUGUUUUACUUUAAAAAAUACAUCCACAGCAUACUGGUAGGGUUUUUGGACAAAUCUCCUUUAGGGAAUCUAAUCAAUGCCCCUUAAACUAUUGCUUUGUCUGAAAUCUAACCCUAACCUUGUCCCUACCCUCAGACACCUCUUGUCAAUAUCCCCUAGAUACUGUGGUAGAGUGCAAAGGAUUGCAUGGGAUUAGCUAAAAACAAUGUGGUAAGAGCUCCACCUAGCUUCCUUGUAGGUUAUGUUGAGUAUCCACCAUGUUGAGCUUUGUCUUACACCCUUCUGAUCCUCUCAUAUCUAGGAGUGUUGGGUUAAUUGGAACCUAAGGGGUAGAUCUUUUUUUAUGGGUUCCUUUUUUGCUUUGGGCAGGUUUUAUUUGGCGUUCUCUUUAAUCAGUGUAGGUUGAAAGCAUGAGGCUACUUACUGCGCUUGUGUGUUGCUGCUGUCUGCAGUGUGACACUGAUUUGAACCAGUAGGGGGAGACAUACUCCAACUGUUUGAGCUACUGAAGUGUUUGAAGUUACUUACAACAUGUACACACUUUAUGUAAAAGUAAUUCUCUGAUUUGUAUAAAAGAGCUUGCUUGCCUUAUAUCACUCUUCUUGAAUACAUAGUUUUUGCUUUUGUAAAACUUUAUUUGGGUUUUAAAAUUAAAUCAUAUUGGAUUUCCUUAAGAGGCACCUCAACCCCUCUAAAAGUCUUAUGCUGUGAAGAGUGCUACUUGUGGUUUUAAUCUCGUCUCGAUUUUUCUCUAUCUCAAGAAGAGGCAUUUUAAUUGGUUAGUGAACGACCAAUAACAGUUGAUUUCCUUGUCCCAAUCCUGUAGGAAUUUGCUCAGAGAAUGGGAAUUCCACAGUCUGGUAUUUUGAAAAUGGUGUGUUUGGUAACGGCCAAACUGAAGCCAUGUAGCCCCAACCUUUCUUUUACACUGUCUGCUCCCCCCUCUCUAUCAGGCUGGUUGCAUAUUCCACGAAGAAGGCAAUUCGAUUGUGUACUUUUUCUGUUUUAAUUUUCUACUGUUUGCACUGAAGAAAAGAUGGCACACCCUUUUGAACGCUUUCUAGUUGUCAUAACAACAUUACUUGACAUUUUAAUGAGUUCAUUUCCAUUUUUUGAUAUUUAUUUAUUGUUUUUAUUUUUGUGUGUGGAAUCAGUAUUGUGUACAGGAACGCUCAUUGUGAGAAUAUUCUGGAUAUUAAUAUUGUUUGUGCCAACUAUCAAUACUCCACUGUAAUUAAGGAUGACAGUCAUGUACCAAUAACUGCUACUAAUAAAGAAAAAAUAUUACA
Coregonus clupeaformis (lake whitefish) is the source of this 5057-nucleotide messenger RNA. RefSeq names its product receptor expression-enhancing protein 2. Gene Ontology annotation, cellular component: endoplasmic reticulum tubular network; endoplasmic reticulum membrane; cytoplasmic microtubule. Gene Ontology annotation, molecular function: taste receptor binding; microtubule binding. The record is from RefSeq and is a predicted model, not a curated record. Bases 178 to 1038 code for a protein of 286 amino acids. Gene Ontology annotation, biological process: endoplasmic reticulum tubular network organization. The transcript has 8 exons. Lineage: Eukaryota; Metazoa; Chordata; Actinopteri; Salmoniformes; Salmonidae.